GUAUGGGACUGGGCCUUGACGUUUAGUCUACCCUCCACUUCUUCUCAGGCUUCGCUCGAUUUACCUGCUUUCAACUUCGCCUUCAACAUCGUCUUAGCCCAAGACCACACCUUUCCUCCCAACAUCCCCAGACAAUAAAAUAUUCCUAUUUAACAAUAACAGCAUAUUUGGGCACAGCUCUCGAGAUCACUCAUUGUUACUUCUGCACUCAAGAGCUCCCUCCCCGCUCUUGUUCCAUCCUCACCCCCCCCGCUAUCGCUAUUCAACCCCCUCGUUGCGCCGCGCCACGCCAUAUCGCCAGUUUACACAAUGGCCGACAACCCCGAGCCGAGCGCUGACUCUCAGAUCACCUUCAAGGUGAAGACUUCCUCAGACAGCACGCAUAGCAUCACUAUCAACGAUACAGCAACUGUCCUCGACCUCAAGACUAAGCUCGCGGGAGAGGACUUUGAGAACAUUCCCGUUGAACGACAGCGCCUAAUCUACUCUGGCCGAGUCAUGAAGAACGAUGAUGCGCUGAGCACUUACAAGAUUAAGCACAACAACACAAUCCACAUGGUCAAGAGCGCUGCCAGCAAUCAGCAGCCGAACCAAACUCCCACCGCCAACACCUCCACAUCGACUCCCGCCCCCACCAACAUGGCUUCAGGCACAGCCAACCAACCUUUUGCCAACUUGACUGGUGCUCGAUAUGCUGGGUUUGGAAAUGGCCUUCCCGGGCUUGACAUGUUUGGGCCCGACGGUGGUAUGGGCGCUCCUAUGGACGAGGCACGAAUUCAACGACUCAUGUCCGAUCCCAACGUUCAACAGUCUAUGAACGAGGCUCUCAACAAUCCCGAUUUUAUCAACAUGCUGAUCGAUUCGAACCCUAUGCUUCGAAAUCUUCCCAACGCCCGAGAAAUCAUCACAUCACCAUUUAUGCGACAGAUGAUGAGCAGCCCCGAGAUGAUGAGCCAGGCUAUGCGUAUGCAGCGAAGCAUGCAAGGAGGAGAGGCUGGAGCUUUCCCAGCUCCUGGUGCUACUGAUACCACACCCCAGGGCGCAGCCAGCGGAGGAAAUGCGCAGGGUCAACAAGGCCAGGCAAACCCUUUCGCCAACCCAUUUCUCUCAGGCAUGAUGGGAGGCCAACAGGGAGGCAACGCCCCUGACAUGGCUCAGUUGAUGCAGCAGCUCCAGGGACUUCGCUCACUGUACGGAGACGUCGGCCAGGGACAGACAGCGGCGGGACAGACGGGACAGACUGGCACAGGGAACACACCCAGCCAAGGAGCGACGGACAGUUCGGCCGAUGCGCAAACUUCUGGAACAACGCCCAACCAAGGUGGUGCGCAGCAGGGCUCAACCACUAGCCCACCUCCCGCGAACCCAUUCGCUGCGCUCUUCCCUCCUCCCGGAGCUGGCGCCCAGCCCAAUAACCCCUUUGGUAUGAACCCCGAGAUGAUGCAGCAGAUGAUGCAAAUGCUCGGUGGUGGUGGAUUGGACUCGGCUCCUGCGGCUCCUGCUGAUAACCGACCUCCGGAAGAGCGCUACGCUGAGCAAUUGCGCCAGCUUAAUGACAUGGGUUUCUUUGACUUUGACCGCAAUGUUGCGGCGCUGCGUCGAAGUGGUGGAAGUGUUCAGGGUGCCAUUGAGCAUUUGCUCAGCGGACCUUGAACGACAGGCCCAGCGUGGAGAGCUUGGGGGUAGAACCCAGUGUUUGCCCACUUCAGUUGGGAGGGGCAUUUGAGUCAAGACUGGCCAGACGAGCUGAGCAAUACAGGUUGAUUGGGGAGAUAUCCUCUAGGUGAAGCAUGGUGUGGUCAUAAAUAUCAGGUUUGGAACAGAGAGUAUUUCGAACUUCAACGACAACUUGUUUUAAUGUGAUUUGUAAUUAGCCAUGACUCUGAUUAUAGCUUAACUCAUGAAGCUGGAGUGCUAAUAGGGACAUCAUGGAUUUUGAUGUAA
This is a messenger RNA of Fusarium oxysporum Fo47, 1944 nucleotides long. RefSeq names its product ubiquitin domain-containing protein DSK2. Gene Ontology annotation, biological process: ubiquitin-dependent protein catabolic process. Bases 310 to 1653 code for a protein of 447 amino acids. The transcript is spliced from 2 exons. Gene Ontology annotation, molecular function: polyubiquitin modification-dependent protein binding. Lineage: Eukaryota; Fungi; Ascomycota; Sordariomycetes; Hypocreales; Nectriaceae. Gene Ontology annotation, cellular component: cytosol. The record is from RefSeq and is a predicted model, not a curated record.